AUGAAGAGAGAUGUGGAUCCCGAAGCAUUUAUGAAUAUUAAUGACCUUAUUACUUACAAAGGGUAUCCCAGUGAGGAGUACGAAGUGAUGACAGAAGAUGGUUAUAUCAUUACCAUUAACGAAAUCCCUUAUGGUACACAGAAUCAGGGAAAUCCAGCUUUGAAACCUGUUGUACUUCUCCAACAUGGAUUAUGAGAUGCUAGUAACUGGAUCACAAACCUGCCCAACAACAGCUUGGGCUUCAUACUAGCUGAUGCUGGCUUUGAUGUUUGGAUGGGAAAUAGCAGAGGGAAUCACUGGUCCAGAAAACAUCAAAAUUAUUCUGUUUACCAAGAUGAAUUCUGGGCUUUCAGUUUUGAUGAGAUGGCAAAGUUUGAUCUUCCAGCAGCAAUAAAUUUCAUUGUGGAGAAAACAGGACAGGAAUUGUACUAUAUUGGCCAUUCGCAAGGUACUACCAUCGCUUUCAUUGCAAUUUCAACAAUGCCAGACCUGGCUCAAAAAGUCAAAGUCAAUUUUGCGCUGGCACCUGUCACUACUAUUAAGUACGCUAGAAGCCCAAUAACAAAACUCCUCUACCUUCCUGAAAAAUUGCUCAGGAGUUUGCUUGGAAAAAAAUAAUUCCUUCCCCAGACUAAGUGUCUAAAGCGGCUAAUAGUCCCUGUCUGCAGCCACCGAUCUUUUGCCAGACUUUGUAGAAGUGUCUUCUUCAGUCUGGGUGGCUAUAACCUGGAAAACAUUGACAUGAACCAAAUGGAUGUGUAUCUUGCACAAAAUCCUUCCGGAACUUCUGUGCAGAAUAUAGUCCACUGGACUCAGGAGGCCCAGUCGGGGAAGUUCCAAGCUUAUGACUGGGGCAGUUCAAAGAACAUGGAAAAAUACCAACAGGCAACUCCUCCUCUCUACAAUGUAGAAGAGAUGACUGUACCAACUGCGGUAUGGACUGGAGGACAAGACUUGCUCGCAGAUCCCAAGGAUGCAUCCAUUUUACUGUCUCAAAUUAAGAGGCUCAUCUAUCACAAGAAGAUUCCUGAAUGGACGCAUUUGGAUUUCAUCUGGGGAUUGGAUGCACCUUUGCAUGUGUACAGUGAAAUUAUUGACCUGAUGCAGAAUUAUCGUUAA
Antrostomus carolinensis (chuck-will's-widow) is the source of this 1119-nucleotide messenger RNA. Its product is annotated as lipase member M-like. The record is from RefSeq and is a predicted model, not a curated record. NCBI's taxonomy places the organism in Eukaryota, Metazoa, Chordata, Aves, Caprimulgiformes, Caprimulgidae. Gene Ontology annotation, molecular function: hydrolase activity, acting on ester bonds.